Ilex paraguariensis (yerba mate) is the source of this 929-nucleotide messenger RNA. NCBI's taxonomy places the organism in Eukaryota, Viridiplantae, Streptophyta, Magnoliopsida, Aquifoliales, Aquifoliaceae. The record is from the annotation of a GenBank genome assembly.
UAGACCUAGUUUCAGAAACGAGUUUGCGAUUGGGCAGGGCGAGCACUCUUGGGCUUGGAAAGGCUGUGGAUGUCUUGGACAGCCUUGGGAGUAGCAUGACCAAUUUGAACCCAAGCAGUGGAUUUGUUUCUGGGGUCACAACCAAAGGCAAUGAACUGUCAAUACUAGCAUUUGAGGUUGCCAACACAAUUGUUAAGGGUUACAGCCUUAUGCAAUCUCUUUCAAAAAGAAGUAUACGUCAAUUGAAGGAAGCGGUGCUUCCUUCAAAAGGUGUGCAACAUUUAGUGUCAAAAGACAUGGAUGACCUUCUACAAAUUGUUGCCAAUGACAAGAGGGAAGAGUUGAAGAUUUUCUCAGGAGAAGUUGUUCGUUUUGGAAACCGGUGUAAAGAUCCUCAGUGGCAUAAUUUGGAUCUUUUUUUUGAAAAACACAACAGGGUACGUACUCCUCAGAAACAGUUGAAGGAAGAAGCAGAAUCAAAGAUGCAACAAUUAAUGUUAUUGGUUCAAUAUACAACUGAGUUAUACCAUGAGCUGCAUGCAUUGGACAGAGUCGAGCAUGGUUAUCAGCGUAAGUGUCGAGAGAACAACAAUCCAUAUGCUACACAAAGAGUUCCUGAUUUGCGUCUUUGCUUUGGUAAUGAUCAACAUCUAGAGAUGAUGAAUUGUAAUACUGAAGUUUAUCAUGUGUACACCAUGACUGAACUCUGUGCUAUUGAGCACCAUUUUGGGAUCAAUGAAGCCUGCUUGGAAUGUUCAGUGGCUGUUGACAAACUUAUAAGCAAAGCAAUCUUUUUGGACUUGCUUGAAAAACUCUUUAUGAUUAUUCGUUCAGUACUGAAAAGAUGGAUUGUGACAAUCAAUUUUAUGUGUGGCUUGCUCUUAGAAAGGUCAUUAAUCCCUUCUGCAAAGCUUUUUGCUGUUGCUUGA